Oryza sativa Japonica Group (Japanese rice) is the source of this 1350-nucleotide messenger RNA. RefSeq names its product zinc finger protein 1. The record is from RefSeq and is a predicted model, not a curated record. Lineage: Eukaryota; Viridiplantae; Streptophyta; Magnoliopsida; Poales; Poaceae.
GGGCCAGGAUGAUGAUCCUGAUGGGAAAGGAAACAAAGUAAAGAAGAAGAGAUAAGCAGCAGCAACAGCAGCCGCAGCCAGAAAUUCUGAAAAUGAUUAAAGUUGUGCCCUUCCCUCUCUCUCUCUCUUCUUAUCUAGUUACCUCCUGAUUCCUCACAGAGACCCUCCACAAGCCUCCAUUAGAAUUAUUCCCUCCUCCCUACGUUACCCUGCCGGAUGAUUGCCCUACCCUCAUCUCAUCAUCUCCUCCACCUAUAAAGCUACCCAGCUGAUGCUUCCGAUACGAUCGAGCCGAAGAUUAUCUGUCUAGUAGCUGAUGCUAAGCUCAUCGUCGAGCUUGCAUGAUAGCUAGUGCAUCAUCAGCUGCAAGAAGAACAGCCAAGAACAAGAAGCUGCUGAGCUCAACAAGCUGUGUGCAUGCGAGUCGAUAGGGAGAUGGAGAGAGGGGACGAGGCGUCGGUGAACAGGGGGUGGCUUGAGCUCAGGCUAGGCGUGAACGGCGGCGGCGGCGUUGAGACGGUGCCGGUCACGGCGGCGGACUCCUCCGCGUCCUCGGAGGCCGGCGAGGCGGACACGGUGACGCCGUCGCAGCAGCAGCAGCAGCAGCAGCAGGGUUCUCCUUCUUCUCCGGCGGCGUCGUCGGCGCCGAACAAGGUGUUCUCGUGCAACUUCUGCAUGCGCAAGUUCUUCAGCUCGCAGGCGCUGGGCGGGCACCAGAACGCGCACAAGCGGGAGCGCAGCGCCGCCAAGCGGACGCCGUCGUCGUCGCCGUACCACCUCCACCACCACAGGAUGAUGAUGGCCGGCGCCGGCCUGCCGCUCGAGGCGCACGCCGCGUUCAUGCGCGCCGCCCUCCGCGUCAACCCGGCGGGCUCGGCGAUCCACAAGCAGCAGCAGCAGCACCAGCCGCCGCCGCCGAUCACCCAGGACGCCACGGCGCCGAGGUUCCACGACGGCGCAGCCGUGGCGGCGGCGGCGGCGGUCACGCCGUGGGCGCCCGUCGCCCCACUCGCCUACGACGAGGUGCUCAGCUCGUCGGCGUCGUCGUGGCCCGGGAGCUUCAGGUUCAGAACGCAGCCUGAGCCUCCUCCCAGCUCGGAGCAGGAGCCGCCAUCAGAGCAGAGUAAGAAGAUAGACUUGAGCCUCAGGCUGUGAUGUGAGAGAUUAUACUAGUAGAUUAUGAUAGGUGAUCAAUUGAUCAUCAUCAUGAUAUAAAUCCAUGCAUGUCCUAGGUGUAGAGCUAGCUCUUGUACUAAUUAAUUUGACCAGUAUAUAAUCAUCAUGUGUUUGAUUCUUCAGUUUGAUAUAUAAUGAUUCCAGGAAGAGAUUAGUCUGCCUCUUCAGAUACCA